This is a messenger RNA of Closterium sp. NIES-67, 2414 nucleotides long. The record is from the annotation of a GenBank genome assembly. Lineage: Eukaryota; Viridiplantae; Streptophyta; Zygnematophyceae; Desmidiales; Closteriaceae.
CUUCUCGCAUCUUCCACCAUCAGCUAGCUCUCUCCAGAGCUGAGCCAUUUCCCAGGGGCAAGCAGAAACCACACUUGCCUUCUCCAUCCUUCUGCUGACGGUGGCAUUGCGUGUUCCGGCCCUUGCAUUUCUUGGAGCCGCGCUUUCUUCAGCACCCAUUGCUGCAUUUAUCUGCAGAGCUUUCUUUACAGAUGGUCUUCUGCUGUUUUUUUCGUUCGCAUAUCCUCCUGAAUUUGCUCGUGACUCAGUAGCCACAAGCUAUCACGCCAUCUUCACUCCAGUUUUCAUAUUCGUCCUAGUAACGUCUUAACCAGGACAUCCGCCUUCCACCACGUUUCUGUCGUCGCGGCUCCCGGAAGCUGCCAUCGUCUUUGGGAUUUCUUAUAUUCGCCUUCUAUUCCCCAAGGCCUCGUGCCAUUGCGCCGUCAGUGUGCAUCGCUAACAGCGCUGCCCCAUUUCAUAGCGAUCGUCUUCCGCAUCCCAGUUACCGCCAUGUCUCGCACGCCGCCUUCUUCGCGUUCGUCGCCGAACGGUCGAUCGUAGCUCCUGUCACUCGCUGUCCAUCCUCUAGUCGCCGUCGUUCGUUCAGUACCCUCACUCUCAACUGCCGUAGCUCUCCGAUCAUUCUACUCUGAUCCUCCCCAUCCCAUCCUUGUCCCACUCUCCGAGCCAUGCUGCUCCAUUCAGCCGCUCUUCCCCGUCGCGUCCUCACUCCCAUCCACACCGUCAGCGCGUCCCGCUGCGUCAUCGCAUGCCCUGACGCCGCCACUCGCCCUCUCGCCUCGCUCGACGCGCUCACCCUCUCCUCUUCCUCCGCUAUCUCCGCCGCCCCCCCCUCCACCUCUUCCACCGUCGGCGCUUUAACCGCUUCCGCUUCCGCGAUCGGCGCCGUCGACUGCGCCUCCUGCAUCGCCUGUGACGCGUUCGCCUGCGCUGAUGGCUACUCCAGCGCCGCGCCCCGCGGCUUUCACGGCACCGCGAGAGGCGCCGCGGGACUAGCCGCGAGCGUCGGGCGAGGCUUCGGAGGCGGCCCUGGUGGCGGAGGCGGCGGCGGCGGCGCGUCGCAGCUGAGGGCGUCGCACGUGGCUUCAGCAGCGUCGAAGGAGCUUCUCCGACUAAGUCCCAGCUGGGCGUCCGUUCACUGCUCCACUCCCUUCCUCCGCGCUCUCCUCCUCCGCCCCUCCCGACCGCACCCUCUCGGUAUCGGCUGCGGCUGCGCCCCAGCCGCAGCAAACGCGACCGUCGGCGGCGGCGGCGGCGGUGGCGGCGUGACAUGCGGCGGCGGAUACACCAGCGGGUUCUACGGCGGCGGGGAGGGCCCGCUGUCCGUGUUUCUCGCUGCGAGGCGGAGCGAGCUCGUGGCGGCAGCAGCACUCGGUAGGAGUUUGGGGUUAGGGGAGGCGGCAGAUGGCGGCCGCAUAGUCGCCUCAGACGAUGUGAUUCGCGGCGCCGUCGCGGCUCUUAGCGUGGGCCACGGCGGGCUGGGUGCCACGUCACGCGCGAAGCCCAUUCAGCCGGUGCAUCUCGCGAUGCUGACGCUGGCUGCCGCGUCAGCCUCCGCCGCGCUUGCCCGCCCGGGGCAAGAUCCGGAGUCAGGAGCGGUCCGCGCGGUGGCGUGCGAGGCGGCGGCGAGUGGCGCCGCAGUUCACGCGUCGGUGGAUGCGCGGAAGGCGUCCACGACCGAUUACCAAGUCGUCCGCAUUCCCGGGGACGGCCGAUGCCUAUUCCACGCCGUGGCGCACGGCCACCAUGUGCGCGCGUCCCUGCCGCAGCCGUCCGCGCUCGCCGCGCGCUGCCAGUUCGCAGACUCGCUGCGCAACCAGGUGGCGGACGAGUUCGUGAAGCGGCGCGAAGAAACUGAGUGGUUCCUGGAAGGCAACUUUGACGAUUAUGUAGCCAACAUUCGCAAGCCAUACGUGUGGGGUGGAGAGCCAGAGCUCCUCAUGCUCUCCCAUGUGCUCAAGUCCCCCAUCACUGUGUUCAUUGCUGACCCUCGCUCACCACGCUCUGGCGCCAUCAUGCCCAUAGCCGAGUAUGGCCGCGAGUAUGCAGGCGAUGGGGGUAAGGAAGAGGGAGAGGAGGGAAUGGAGGGUGGGGGAAUCAGCAGCAGCAAGGACGCCAUCUGCGUGCUGUACAAUGGAAGCAGCCAUUAUGAUGCGCUCAUCAUCCCUCGCUCUGCUGCUCUUGAAGUGUUGCAGCUGCAGCAGCAGGCGAGGCUGUGAAUGGGGAAACUAUGGGCAUGUGCCUGUGGUAGCUGGGUUCCUAUUGAUGGUUUGGCAUGUAGGGUUGUAUUAACUGCUGGCCAUGAAUUAGGAGGCUUGUGCCUGUUAGUCGUUUGUGCUGAUGCUUGCAUUUGUUGCUCCACGAUUUAAUCACAACUGCUAGUUAUUCCUUAACAAAUUGUGAUUUCAGUU